Messenger RNA from Rhagoletis pomonella (apple maggot), 607 nucleotides. RefSeq names its product caspase-3-like. The record is from RefSeq and is a predicted model, not a curated record. Gene Ontology annotation, biological process: proteolysis. The coding region runs from base 115 to 501 and encodes 128 amino acids. Gene Ontology annotation, molecular function: cysteine-type endopeptidase activity. NCBI's taxonomy places the organism in Eukaryota, Metazoa, Arthropoda, Insecta, Diptera, Tephritidae. The transcript is spliced from 3 exons.
CCAUUCUUAGGCGAAAAUUGUAGGAGUUUGAUCAACAAGCCAAAAAUCUUCUUUGUGCAGGCGUGUCGCGGCGACCGAUUAGACAAACCUGUCGUCUUUAAUGAAUUCGCUGUGAUGACUCGACAAAUAGGAGGACCGUCCGUGCCCGAAGAAAGACCGCCUGUGAUAACAUACGCCAUACCAAAUACGGCCGAUCUGUUAGUAAUGUAUUCGACAUUUGAGAAGUACUACUCAUUUCGUAAUGUUGAAAAUGGCUCUUGGUUCAUACAAAGUCUUUGCGAAGUUUUCGCUGAGGCUACCAACAAGCCACACGCAACAACGGAAGGGUUUGAUCUCUUACGUCUCCUCACCGCCGUAAACCGCAAAGUGGCUUAUGAAUAUCAGUCAUCUGCCAAAGUUGAGGUAUUGAAUCAAAUGAAGGAAAUGCCCAACUUUCUAUCGACGCUCACCAAAACUUUUUAUCUUAAAGUGAAAAGUCUACCACAAAAACGAAUUAUUUAAAAAUUACCCAGCUUUCUGAACAAUUAACGGCACUGAACAUUCAUACAUACAUAUGUACAUAUAAACUGUAACAAUUUUGUUUAGCUAUGUAUAUGACAACAAAUAA